Paramecium primaurelia is the source of this 788-nucleotide messenger RNA. Lineage: Eukaryota; Ciliophora; Oligohymenophorea; Peniculida; Parameciidae. The record is from the annotation of a GenBank genome assembly.
UGAGAUUCAUGUCUUUCUAUAGGUUUUCGAAUAUAUCAAUGGCAAGAGGAACUCUCUUUAAAACAAUAUCUAAAGAGUAUAAAUAUGAAUAUCACUAAUAUGAAUAAGAACCAACAUUAAUGAAAUAAAUCAAACAUCUAGGAUAUUAAUUGAUAGAUGAUCCUAAAACUAAUAAAGUUACUUUUAAUAAAGAAUUUUCAUCUAAAAAGAUAUCGAUUGAAUUCAGAGGUACACCACCACCUUUAGAAAGCAAAAUGUAAUAAUUUUGAAAAAAAUCACUUUAUUAUUAGAAAAGUAUCAAAAGAAGACUAAUCCAUCUCAUAAAAUCCAAAAUACCAAGACAAAAUACAAUAAAAAAUCUAAGAGACUAAAUAAGAAUUAGAAUUAGGAAUACUUUCUGUAGAUUAUACAGUAUUAAUCGAAACUGAAAAGGGAGAAGCUAUAGCUUUUGAAUGCAAUACAAGUAUUACUUGAAAGGAUUGUACUACAGGUAACCAGACUACUUUCAUCAAUUACGUACAACCAGUCUAUGAUAUCCAAGAGUACAAAAAAAGAUCCAAAUAUCGUAAAUUCUUAAGAGAUUAUCCAGGACCAGAAAUUAAUAAAUUAGAUGAAGUAAAAAAUAAUAAUAAAUUUUAUAGUAAUUAAAACAAUCACUUUAUACUUAUCUAGAAAGUUAUGGUAUUAAUUAAUCAUUGAAUGCAUUAAUUGAAGCAUAUUCAAUUGACAAAGAGUAAAGAUUAUAUAUGGAGUUUUUGAAAUCUAUGGAAAAUUUUCUAGCUGUUUGA